Molecule: messenger RNA, 2200 nt
Organism: Lolium perenne
Lineage: Eukaryota; Viridiplantae; Streptophyta; Magnoliopsida; Poales; Poaceae
Product: probable beta-1,3-galactosyltransferase 2
Cellular component (GO): Golgi membrane
Molecular function (GO): galactosyltransferase activity
Source: RefSeq, a predicted model, not a curated record
CCGUGGUCCUCGUGGCGCAACUCUUAUCUGCGCCGGGAAAGGACGAGCCCCGCCAUUAAAAAACCAGCGCAGGACCGCACUCCCGCCACCUCGACGAUCUCCAAUCCCCGUGCUCUGUUCCGGUGCCGGUAACAACAACAACAAACGGCCGCUCUGACCUGAUUCGAUCCAUCUUUGUUUUACCCGCCACCUUCUCCUCGAUCGGCCUCGGUUGUUUUCUUUUUUUCUUGGCGCUGCCGACGGACCGACGGACCUUCGAGUUUACCGCCCCCGCGCUGUCGCGUAAUGGCGUGCGCCACUGGACACUGACCGACCGACCUCCGCACCGCGCCCACAUGGCCCGUCGUGGGGGCAAGGUGAGGUGAGGUGGGCAGUCAGAGCAGAGCAGACCACAGCUGCGUGCGUGCGACACCGCCAGCGCCAGCGGCGACGAGCCAAGAACCACUACGUAGUACGUACUCCUCCCUCCCUUCUUGCUCCUCCUCCUCCUACUCCAUGCUCUGCUGCUGCUGCGGGAGAAGGUGAGGGACUGAGAAGAGCUGGUGUCGGUGGCGUUGGGCGUCGGCGGCGGCCAUGAACUGGAGGAAAGGAGGGGAUGGAGGCGUGUCCAGACGCUGGGCCGUGCUGCUCUGCCUCGGGAGCUUCUGCCUCGGCCUGCUCUUCACCAACAGAAUGUGGACACUGCCUGAGGCAACCGAGAUUGCGCGACCGAAUCAAAACGACGAGGAAGGCAACAAUGUAGCUGCUGGAGAUUGUGGUUCUAAAAAGGUCCAAGAACUACAAAACUACAAAGACGUGUUACAAGUUCAAGAUGCUCAUCAAGAUGUACAGACACUAGAUAAGACAAUAGCGAGCUUAGAGACAGAACUCUCGGCUGCAAGGACCCUGCAAGAAUCCUUGCUCAAUGGUUCCCCCGUUGCAGAAGAGUUCAAAGUUUCUGAGUCGAUCGUGAAGAGAAAGUACCGCAUGGUGAUUGGAAUCAAUACCGCCUUUAGCAGUCGCAAGAGGAGAGACUCCAUACGUUACACCUGGAUGCCUCGAGGUGAACAAAGGAAAAAGCUUGAAGAGGAGAAGGGAAUCAUUAUUCGUUUUGUCAUAGGCCACAGCGCUAUAUCAGGUGGAAUUAUCGAUAGAGCAAUUGAAGCAGAGGACAGAAAACAUGGGGAUUUCAUGAAAAUAGACCAUGUUGAGGGAUACCUUGCACUAUCUGGCAAAACCAAGACAUACUUUUCUACAGCUGUUUCGUUAUGGGAUGCAGAUUUUUAUGUGAAAGUUGACGAUGAUGUGCAUGUAAACAUAGCAACGCUUGGACAUAUUUUGUCCAAACAUGCUUGGAAGCCCAGAGUAUAUAUUGGGUGCAUGAAAUCUGGACCUGUCCUAUCUGAAAAGGGCGUGAGAUACUAUGAGCCUGAGCACUGGAAAUUUGGUGAACCAGGCAAUAAGUAUUUUCGACAUGCUACUGGUCAAUUGUACGCUAUUUCCAAAGAUCUAGCGACCUACAUAUCUAUAAACAAGCAUGUCCUGCACCAGUAUAUAAACGAGGAUGUUUCAUUAGGAUCUUGGUUCCUCGGGUUAGAUGCGGAGCACAUUGAUGAACGGAGACUUUGUUGUGGUACUCCUCCUGAUUGCGAAUGGAAAGCUCAGGCGGGGAACAUCUGCGCCGCAUCUUUCGAUUGGAAAUGCAGCGGCAUAUGCAAUUCUGAAGGGAGGAUCUGGGAGGUGCACAACAAGUGCGCUGAAGGAGACAAGGCCCUGUGGAAUUCCACUUUCUAGCGCAAAUGAAACACCACAGAAGCAAAAGCAGAAGCUUGCCUGUGUGUUAGUUGUAUAUUAGAUUGCCCACGGUGCUGUGUAUGUAAUUCAUCUGUAGGUAGCUAUGAUUUGGUUCUGGGACUGGCUGACACCGAUGAAGCGGACCACAAUUUUACGUAGUGUCUGUCUGCCGGUGGCGGUGAAGGUGACGAAGGCCAGAAGGUAUACGAGCUGUUGAUGCAUUCUUUUCGCAGAUAAAAUGUUUCAGGUGGCCAUUUUGUAUCGAUCUCCUGUACUGUUUGGCCACCGAGAUGGCGAGACGUAUGACCAGAAUAAAACUCCCCCUGAAUGCUGAUACUUCAUUUCAGUGCAUUCUGGACCAGUUGUACUAGUUCUGUUGAGAGUAACAGUUGAGGCUCACUUGAAAUGAAAGAAGAAUUUUUUUUUC